AUGGACGACGAGGACAACGACUAUGAGCUUGAACGCCAAAAAAUCAUCGCCGAGAAUCGCGCGCUCCUCGAUUCGCUCGGUUUCGAAGGUGGAGGUGCUGCAGCACUAGGCAUUGCAAAGCCCAAGGCAAUAGCCAAACCCGCGAGUGGGAAUUCCAAGAAGCGCAAGUCGGCGCCUGCAAAGACCGAGGAGGGACCCCGAAGGCGGAGUGGACGGAUAGCCGGGAUCGACGCGACCGCGGAGGUGUUACAGGCUCGAGCGGAUGAGGAGGAAAAGGAGAGGGAGGUAUUGCGAGUGAUCAACCGCAAGACGCGAGAUCAGGUGAUGCCUCUGGGGGAAAUGCUGGAAGAUGCGAAAGAUGCAGAGAAGGCGGAUCUGGAAACCUUCCUCAAGGGUGUCGCUGCUACGCCGGCACCUCGCCGGUUCCCCAACGAAGACACUACGGACAAAGACGCCUAUGCCGAGCCUUCGCAGAACGACCAUGAGCUCGCUCGGCUCAAGUCCCAGUUUAAGAACAUGCAACUCAGAGCCAGCGCCAAGGUGACGACCGAACGGGUCUUUAGUAUGCUCGUGCAUCCCGAGCCGAGCAAGUGUAUCGUGUGUGUCGGAGACAAGCAAGGGACAGUGGGAAUAUGGGACGCACUCGGUCCAGCAGCAGAGAGCACCAAAGCCGAAGAGGACGAUUCGGCCUCAGACGCAGAAGGCGGGUUCGAAGGGAGGAUAUGGAGAGUCCAAGCACACGCGAGGAACAGCAUCACCAGCAUGAAGAUAGGCCCAGUCGAUGGGUCGAAGCUAUACACUGCCUCGUAUGACUGCUCCCUCCGCGCAAUCUCCUUCUCUGACUGCAUCUCCCGCGAGCUCUUCUCAAUGCCCGACGAGGACAUGCUCAUCACACACUUUGAUCUCGCCCCAGACGGAAAUCAGGCGUGGAUAGCGGACAAGAAUGGCGGGAUCAGCCACGCCGACUUUCGGGAGGGCAAGCUGGGUGGACGAAGGAGAUGGGUAGUGUCGGGGGAAAGAGCGGCCAAAUUGGGAGGUCUCAGCAUUAAUCCUCUCAUGCCUCAUCUUAUCGUCACCGCGGGCAACGACCAGCAUCUCCGUAUAUGGGAUACCCGUCAUCUCUCCUCUCUCACGCCUCGCACUGUCGACAAUCUCGCUCUCCCUGAUCCUCCUGCAGACUCCAAAUCUGAUACAGCCGAGCACGUCAACACUCAGCCGACUUUCAGCAUUCCCAACGAUAGGAUUGUUAGCCAUAUGGAGUCGAACAAAGGGAAAGGGUUGCUAAGGGCGAGUUGGCAGCAUGGGAAGAGCUGUUCCGCGGCCUACUGGGAUCCUUGGGGGAGAAGGGUCUUGACCACGAGUUACGAUGACAAAUUGAGAGUAUGGAACCUCGAUCCGGCCUCCCUCCAGCCUGAUCAACCCCUCGACCCCAAAACCUUCAAGCCCGCGCGCUCCAUCCCGCACAACUGUCAGACCGGCCGAUGGCUCACCAUCCUUCGCGCUCAAUGGUCUCAGAACAUGGACUAUGCCCCACACUUCACCGUAGGCAAUAUGAAGCGGAGUCUGGACGUGAUCAGUGGAAACGGGGAGAAGAUUGUCUCAUUAUGGACUGAUGCCGUGACUGCUGUGCCUGCUGUGACUGCGAGUCAUCCUAAUCGUGUCGAUCAUGUUGUUGGAGGGAAUACAAGUGGAAAGAUACAGCUAUGGUCCGCGCAAUGA
Molecule: messenger RNA, 1719 nt
Organism: Dioszegia hungarica
Lineage: Eukaryota; Fungi; Basidiomycota; Tremellomycetes; Tremellales; Bulleribasidiaceae
Product: WD40-repeat-containing domain protein
Exons: 8
Coding region: 1-1719 (572 amino acids)
Biological process (GO): regulation of DNA damage checkpoint
Cellular component (GO): nucleus
Molecular function (GO): DNA binding; protein binding
Source: RefSeq, a predicted model, not a curated record